Paramisgurnus dabryanus is the source of this 2843-nucleotide messenger RNA. RefSeq names its product CTD (carboxy-terminal domain, RNA polymerase II, polypeptide A) small phosphatase like 2b (gene ctdspl2b). The record is from RefSeq and is a predicted model, not a curated record. Lineage: Eukaryota; Metazoa; Chordata; Actinopteri; Cypriniformes; Cobitidae. Gene Ontology annotation, molecular function: phosphatase activity.
CCAGGACGCAUGCUCGCUCCUCUCCUCAUCCGGGUACCUGCCGUUUACUGUGUGGGUACGGAGGCGGGAAAUGGCGUCCAGAGGUGCGGGCAGGACAGAGGUGAACCUGGUCUGAAGAGGCAAUCGCGAGACCGCGGCGAUCGUCGCUACUGCAAAAUUGAAAUUGACCGUUAUCCAGCCAUUUGAUCCCCGGAGCUUGGUCUAGUCUUACAUGUGACUCCUAACAAAAUGAGGCUGAGAAUGCGUAAGGCUUCUCAGCAGCCAAACCUCACUGGUAGGCCUCUCCCGGCCCGGACCAAACGGAAGCACUCUGAGAUGGAGGAGUGUUCAGGUGAAAGGACAGGACUUCUGUCCAGCAUCAAGAAUUUCAUCCAUGGAAAUUCCAUCACGGUGAAGCAGGAGAUCCCAGCAAAGAAGAAUCGUCUAAGCUGUGAGCUGAUCACUUCCACCCCACAGAGAAAUGACCUGUCAAGGAAAAACAUCUACAGAGCUUGUAGGAGAAGCCCCAUCAGUGGAGCUAAAACAAACCAUGACACGAGUAAGCCUGUCAGGCCUAAUGGGAAGUUGGAGGACUCUGAGGAGGUUGUAAGCAGUCCACCCCGCACAUCCCUGCUUGGGACCAUCUUCUCUCCUGUCUUCAGCUUCUUUUCACCAGCAAAUAAAAACGGCUUGAAUUCUCCAGAUCAGGCAGUGGAGGCAGAAGAGAUUGUGAAGCAGCUGGAAAUGGAGGAAGUAGAAGAGAUGCCCACCAGUAUUGACACAUCUAAAGAGCCUCUGAGUGUCCCUCUAUACACCAGUGCCAUGCCCCCUGCCCUUAGGCCACCACCCCCCAUCCACACAUCUGCAGAAGAGGGUGAAGUCACCCCUCACCCUGACCUGCCCCCUCUAACAGCUCCUGGCUCUCCACCAGCAGGGGGGUACGUGGAUGCUUCUAUCACUGUCCCAGCCGAAGGAUCCUAUGAGGAGGAGUGGGAAGUGUUUGACCCGUAUUUUUUCAUCAAACAUGUACCUCCACUAACAGAAGAACAAAUGACUCGCAAACCUGCGCUCCCUCUUAAGACUCGCAGCACUCCUGAGUUCUCCCUUGUACUUGAUCUGGAUGAAACUCUUGUCCAUUGUAGCUUGAAUGAGCUGGAUGAUGCAGCACUUACAUUUCCUGUCCUCUUUCAAGAUGUCAUUUACCAGGUUUAUGUGCGAUUGAGGCCAUUUUUCAGAGAGUUUCUCGAACGCAUGUCUCAAAUUUAUGAGAUUAUUCUCUUUACUGCCUCGAAGAAAGUUUAUGCAGACAAGUUGCUCAACAUUCUUGAUCCGAAGAAACAGCUGGUGCGGCACCGAUUAUUUCGUGAGCACUGUGUCUGUGUACAAGGAAAUUACAUUAAGGAUUUGAAUAUUCUUGGACGGGAUCUGUCCAAGACCAUAAUUAUUGAUAACUCACCACAAGCCUUUGCUUAUCAGCUCUCCAAUGGAAUUCCUAUUGAAAGCUGGUUCAUGGACAGGAAUGACAAUGAGCUUUUGAAGCUUGUUCCUUUCUUGGAGAAGCUGGUGGAAUUGAAUGAGGAUGUGCGGCCACAUGUUCGCGAGCGGUUUCGGCUGCACGACCUCCUUCCCCCUGACUGAGUGCUCAUUUUGGUAUGAAACAGUAAUAAAGAAAACAAAUGCAGAUAUAUGCUUUGGACUACAAUAUUAUUGCCAUUAUGGUUUAAAUUAACCUUAGUUCCCCUUGUUUUAAUCACUUUAACAUAAAAAACUAAAUUGUCAAAUGCUCCCUUUCGACUCCCUUUCUUCCAAAGUAAAUGUGUAGCAGUCAAAGAAAAUCAUGUUUUUUUUUUGUUGUUUUUUUGGUGCUCCAAUGAAAUUGGUUGGUGCUGUUAACUAAUUUCAACAGGAAUGGCCAGUAAGAGAAGUUUACCUUUUGACAGAAGUUGGAUAUUUAUGUCUCAAUUGAAUUUAAAUUUUUCCUAAUAGUUUCAUUUUUAACAUGUUCAUAAUGCAUUCCUCUCCACCUGUGUUUGUUAUUUGGAUGGUGUUUGUCAAAUCAGCUCCGGACUCCUGCCAAAAUGUUAAUUUGCAAAGAACUUUGUGGUUUAAUUAUUUUUCUGUUCUUUAAUGGUGUUUGUUUUCACAGAGAUCAGUAAAAUCAUUAUGUUAUGUAAGGCAUGACUGCAAUAGAAUGGUUUAAACCAUAGUGAUGGCUGUUUCUUAAAAAACGGGUUUGCAACGAGUAAAUUUUCAAUUGUUUAACCCAAAAUUUCCCUUACAAAGCUUCAAGUUCAGCAUCAUCUUUAUAUUUCAAACUUAAGAUUAUUAUUUUAAGAGCUCAUGCAUUAGUUGUUAAUGGUAGCAUCUGUCUGUCAAAAGUUGUACACAAAUAGUAUUCUUCAUAUACUGUUACAUUUUUUCCUUUUUUACUGCUUAAUGAAGCCUUUCUUGAUUAAUUAUUAAUGUUCUUUGAGAGAUAUCACAAUAAAUACAAAAUGUUUACGUAUUAGAUUUAAAGCAAGUUAAAUUUAGGAAAUAAUGUAGCAUUACGGCGGGCUGACCUGUUCUACCUGAGCUGCAAACUAACAAGAUGUAGGGCUGAAACCUAGAAUAGCCCUGUUUAUAGCACCAGCAUAACAACAAAAAGCCUUAUCGCUGUGGUUUAAACCUGACUGCCUGUAGUUAGAAGUUCUGUUUUUUUACCAUUGUGUGGGUUAUUGCUGAUUGUAUAAGUCUGAAAGAAUGGAAGAUGACUAGUGCAAAGAUUGUUUUAUUUUCUUUACAUCACUUUUAAGUGAUACUUCAAAUCCAGUAAUACGCAGAGUAAGAGAUCAAACUACAGUAGUGCCAUUCAGAAAGAGGAA